AUGGGCGGUCUGGGCAUCCCUAAUGCAAAAUUAUACUACAGAGCCUCGUUACUCGCACAGGGCAUAUCAAGCCUUGAGAGGACUUCUCCCCCAUUAGAAAAUGCCUGUGUAACCCGAGGAACGGUGGAACAUGCCCUUUGGGCUGGCUCCAUAAAGACCGAUAGGAAUAACAAUAUGCUGCCCUCCACUAAAACCUUACUCCGCAUAUGGAGACAGGUCACCCCUAAACUUAUGGAUGAUAAUGACUUACUGUACGCAGAUCCCUUACAGGCCAUUGCCUCACGCAUGACAGACCUGAACUUAGAUCCAUGGAUAAAACAGGGUGCCCUUUAUGUACGUUCUCUAUACAACAAUACAGGCAUUAAGCCAUUUCCCGAGCUACACAUGGCUCAUUCCUUACCACCUAGGAAAAAUAUUCACUUAUCUACGCAUCAGAAAUAUUCUGCAUGA
Messenger RNA from Pelobates cultripes (western spadefoot toad), 450 nucleotides. The record is from the annotation of a GenBank genome assembly. NCBI's taxonomy places the organism in Eukaryota, Metazoa, Chordata, Amphibia, Anura, Pelobatidae.